AACGCGGCCGAGAGUGCAGUCAGCUGUCGCCUGUCACUACCUUUAUAUACCAUUCUGCCUGUCACAGUCCUACUACCGUAUAAAGUGGCCUUUAUUAUUGUCUACCUAUUGUUUUUGUUUUUACAUUGUAACUUAUUUGAAUUGAAAUGUUUUACUAUUUUUUGUUAUAAUAAUAACGAUACUAAUUACGUCAAACUUUGUGUGCAUCGAUAAUGGAGUCCUCUAACAUUAAUGCAUUUGCCUUAUCUUUCGAAAAGAAUCGUUUGAGUUACUGUGGACAAGAUUGUCAGAAGAUACCACCAUCACUAUGGAAUAUGUAUGGUGCUAAAGUCAAUUAUCUCGAUCUAAGCUACAACAAUAUUGAAACAUUGAAAGGCCUGGAGAAUUUUAAGGGAUUGGAAGAGUUAAUAUUGGAUAACAAUAAAUUAGGUGAUAAUGUCAGUUUUCCACGUUUACCGAAAUUAAAGACAUUGUCAAUUAAUAAGAAUCAGAUAACAGAUUUAGAAAAAUUUAUAAACGAAGUAAGUAAAAAUUUUCCAUCGCUGACGUACUUGAGUCUGUUGAGCAAUAAAGCGUGUCCAAAUAAGCUUUCGGAUAAUGAUAAAGACGACAACGACUACCAAAGAUAUAGGUAUUUCGUAUUAUACAAGCUACAAAAUCUACGAUUUUUGGAUUCAAAACGUGUGAGUGUAGCUGAACGAAGGGAAGCGGCGACUCGCGGCGAGUUCAUGCGCGUGCGCAGACCACCCAGCGACAGUGGCGCCGCUGUCGCGCCGCCCGCCAACACUAUGAGACCUCUACCUAUAGAUCUUAACUCACUAGGAAAGCAUAAAGGUGCGUACGGAAAAUGUCUGUAUAAAUAUACCGGCAAGCAUUCAGAAGGCAACCGGUUCAUACUCAACAGUGAUUUAUAAUAUUGAAGAAAUCUCAACUUAAUACAGUGACAGCAUAAACUUUGCGAGGCCCUAGUCUCUUAUAAAAUGUGUAAAAAAAUGAGACCGUCGGCGAAGGUAUAAUAUAAUAUAUAUAUAAUAACGUAUCUGUUUCAUAUGUUCUCGGCAAAAGUCGAAGGAGACAUAGUGGAUAUAAUACCAACCAUCACCAAUAUACAGUGCCAUGUAAAGUAUAAUAUUAUAUGUUUUAAAUAAUAUUAAUAAAAUAAAAUGUGUAACUAUUAUAUAAGUUCACGUGAACAAUUUGCUCAUUAAAUAUAACCAUAAAAUAUCA
Messenger RNA from Melitaea cinxia (Glanville fritillary), 1227 nucleotides. RefSeq names its product leucine-rich melanocyte differentiation-associated protein-like. Gene Ontology annotation, molecular function: protein binding. The transcript has 6 exons. The record is from RefSeq and is a predicted model, not a curated record. Bases 213 to 914 code for a protein of 233 amino acids. Gene Ontology annotation, biological process: melanocyte differentiation. NCBI's taxonomy places the organism in Eukaryota, Metazoa, Arthropoda, Insecta, Lepidoptera, Nymphalidae.